Messenger RNA from Xenia sp. Carnegie-2017, 882 nucleotides. RefSeq lists its product as uncharacterized. The record is from RefSeq and is a predicted model, not a curated record. The transcript has 9 exons. The coding region runs from base 43 to 789 and encodes 248 amino acids. NCBI's taxonomy places the organism in Eukaryota, Metazoa, Cnidaria, Anthozoa, Malacalcyonacea, Xeniidae.
UAGCCUUGGUUUGCACGUAAUUAUCAAUAUUGUUGAUCUUUGAUGAGAAUUUCGUAUUCGCUGUUCCUAAUCCAAAGCAUUUUAAAAGAUGCUGACCAAAGUCCUGGUGUUGAUUUAAAAAUAAUGUAUGAUAUUGGAUGUGUAUUAUCAUCACAUUUAAAGGCAAACAAGAGGCAUGACAUUUUGUCAAAAGUGUCAAUUUCGGUGCCGAUAUUUCAUUGUUAUGGACACAAGGCUUCAUGCCAGGUCAAGUUCAGUCCUAGAAGGCUCGAUGGUUUUGGUCUUACAGAUGGUGAGGCUAUUGAAAGGCUCUGGGCUUACCUUCGUGGGUUCUCAGCUAUCACUAAGAAGAUGUCUGCCAGUAGAAGAGUAGAUCUUUUGACAGACGCUCUUCUUCACUUAUCUCGAAGAAAUUUUAGCAAUGCAGGAAAAUCGUUAACGUCGAAGCUUAAAAAAUGUCUACAACUUAAAAUUAAAACGCAACAAGAAAUGAAGGAUUUAUUUAGCGAACUACCUGGAAAUACGAAUUUAUUUUGUUUGUUAGUGACGUACGAUCCUGAAAUUGUUUGUCAGUGGGAGGCCAGAGAGAAGGAAAUUAUGUCAAGAGUCUACCCAGAACAUAAAGAAAUCACGGAGAACUGGAAAGUGACGUACGUUCAAAAGCUACUGCAUUUUAAACAACUAAGUGCUACAUCAUUCGGAUGUUUUGAAGAAAACCAGGAGAUAACCUCUGAAGAUUACUCAAUUCAUCAGAUGUCGAAAAAACUAUACAGUUUCGAAAGAUUUUAAAAGAUAUUGAACGAAAGCAUUCUGUAAAAGAAAGAUGGAAACCUGGUCAUCCUAAUUUUGACGUCGUUGCAUUGCAAGUCAUACAAAGAAAAC